AUGGUUGACCGACGCAGUGGCAGUGGUGGCGGUGGUGCUGGUGGUGACGGCAGCGCCUCUAGCGCCGCGGCUGGUGCAGCAAUCACGCCAGGAGAUGGCGGUUCGAGAUCCCGGACUACCAGCGACGACGAACGGGGAGGUCGCAUGCUGCAGCCGCGCACGCAACUCGCUUUAGUCACAGGCGCUGCGAUUGCGGCUGCGGUGCUGCUGCUGCGAGGACCACGCCCGUCUCUCAACGAGCGACUCAAGCAAGCCGCAGUAGCCAUAGCAGCAGCAGCAGCAGCAGCAGCAGCAGCAGCAGCAGCAGCAGCAGCAGCAGCAGCAGCAGCAGCAGCAGCAGCAGCAGCAGCAGCAGCGGCGGCGGCAGCAGCAGUAGCACGGCAAGUGGCGCCACAUGGGACAGCGGAAGCAGGAAGGGGAGGGGUUGGGCAGCGCGAGAGAGAUGGUGUCGAGGAGGGAGUAAGAGGAGAGAGCACGGGUGGGGCUGACACGAGUUAUGGCUCAGCUGGGUUGAAUGGAGGGGGAGAGGGAGCAAGACGAGAUGGCGAGGCUGGGGCGAAGGGUGAAGCUGAACGGGAGGAGGACCGGAUGCGAGCGGAGGCAAGGCAGAGAGCAGCAGACGAGGAGUUGAGGCGGCAGCAGGACAAGUUCAGGAGGGCGUUUCACCGCUACCAGCAUGCCAGCCGCACCCAGCACACCUUUAACUGGUUGUGGGAGGAGAUGGAGAUGGUUACUGAUCACUGGCAUGCCCUGGGCCUUGACAGGUUGUGGGAGGAGAUGGAGAUGGUUACUGAUCACUGGCAUGCCCUGGGCCUUGACAGGUUGUGGGAGGAGAUGGAGAUGGUUACUGAUCACUGGCAUGCCCUGGGCCUUGACAGGUUGUGGGAGGAGAUGGAGAUGGUUACUGAUCACUGGCAUGCCCUGGGCCUUGACAGGUUGUGGGAGGAGAUGGAGAUGGUUACUGAUCACUGGCAUGCCCUGGGCCUUGACAGGUUGUGGGAGGAGAUGGAGAUGGUUACUGAUCACUGGCAUGCCCUGGGCCUUGACAGGUUGUGGGAGGAGAUGGAGAUGGUUACUGAUCACUGGCAUGCCCUGGGCCUUGACAGGUUGUGGGAGGAGAUGGAGAUGGUUACUGAUCACUGGCAUGCCCUGGGCCUUGACAGGUUGUGGGAGGAGAUGGAGAUGGUUACUGAUCACUGGCAUGCCCUGGGCCUUGACAGGUUGUGGGAGGAGAUGGAGAUGGUUACUGAUCACUGGCAUGCCCUGGGCCUUGACAGGUUGUGGGAGGAGAUGGAGAUGGUUACUGAUCACUGGCAUGCCCUGGGCCUUGACAGGUUGUGGGAGGAGAUGGAGAUGGUUACUGAUCACUGGCAUGCCCUGGGCCUUGACAGGUUGUGGGAGGAGAUGGAGAUGGUUACUGAUCACUGGCAUGCCCUGGGCCUUGACAGGUUGUGGGAGGAGAUGGAGAUGGUUACUGAUCACUGGCAUGCCCUGGGCCUUGACAGGUUGUGGGAGGAGAUGGAGAUGGUUACUGAUCACUGGCAUGCCCUGGGCCUUGACAGGUUGUGGGAGGAGAUGGAGAUGGUUACUGAUCACUGGCAUGCCCUGGGCCUUGACAGGUUGUGGGAGGAGAUGGAGAUGGUUACUGAUCACUGGCAUGCCCUGGGCCUUGACAGGUUGUGGGAGGAGAUGGAGAUGGUUACUGAUCACUGGCAUGCCCUGGGCCUUGACAGGUUGUGGGAGGAGAUGGAGAUGGUUACUGAUCACUGGCAUGCCCUGGGCCUUGACAGGUUGUGGGAGGAGAUGGAGAUGGUUACUGAUCACUGGCAUGCCCUGGGCCUUGACAGGUUGUGGGAGGAGAUGGAGAUGGUUACUGAUCACUGGCAUGCCCUGGGCCUUGACAGGUUGUGGGAGGAGAUGGAGAUGGUUACUGAUCACUGGCAUGCCCUGGGCCUUGACAGGUUGUGGGAGGAGAUGGAGAUGGUUACUGAUCACUGGCAUGCCCUGGGCCUUGACAGGUUGUGGGAGGAGAUGGAGAUGGUUACUGAUCACUGGCAUGCCCUGGGCCUUGACAGGUUGUGGGAGGAGAUGGAGAUGGUUACUGAUCACUGGCAUGCCCUGGGCCUUGACAGGUUGUGGGAGGAGAUGGAGAUGGUUACUGAUCACUGGCAUGCCCUGGGCCUUGACAGGUUGUGGGAGGAGAUGGAGAUGGUUACUGAUCACUGGCAUGCCCUGGGCCUUGACAGGUUGUGGGAGGAGAUGGAGAUGGUUACUGAUCACUGGCAUGCCCUGGGCCUUGACAGGUUGUGGGAGGAGAUGGAGAUGGUUACUGAUCACUGGCAUGCCCUGGGCCUUGACAGGUUGUGGGAGGAGAUGGAGAUGGUUACUGAUCACUGGCAUGCCCUGGGCCUUGACAGGUUGUGGGAGGAGAUGGAGAUGGUUACUGAUCACUGGCAUGCCCUGGGCCUUGACAGGUUGUGGGAGGAGAUGGAGAUGGUUACUGAUCACUGGCAUGCCCUGGGCCUUGACAGGUUGUGGGAGGAGAUGGAGAUGGUUACUGAUCACUGGCAUGCCCUGGGCCUUGACAGGUUGUGGGAGGAGAUGGAGAUGGUUACUGAUCACUGGCAUGCCCUGGGCCUUGACAGGUUGUGGGAGGAGAUGGAGAUGGUUACUGAUCACUGGCAUGCCCUGGGCCUUGACAGGUUGUGGGAGGAGAUGGAGAUGGUUACUGAUCACUGGCAUGCCCUGGGCCUUGACAGGUUGUGGGAGGAGAUGGAGAUGGUUACUGAUCACUGGCAUGCCCUGGGCCUUGACAGGUUGUGGGAGGAGAUGGAGAUGGUUACUGAUCACUGGCAUGCCCUGGGCCUUGACAGGUUGUGGGAGGAGAUGGAGAUGGUUACUGAUCACUGGCAUGCCCUGGGCCUUGACAGGUUGUGGGAGGAGAUGGAGAUGGUUACUGAUCACUGGCAUGCCCUGGGCCUUGACAGGUUGUGGGAGGAGAUGGAGAUGGUUACUGAUCACUGGCAUGCCCUGGGCCUUGACAGGUUGUGGGAGGAGAUGGAGAUGGUUACUGAUCACUGGCAUGCCCUGGGCCUUGACAGGUUGUGGGAGGAGAUGGAGAUGGUUACUGAUCACUGGCAUGCCCUGGGCCUUGACAGGUUGUGGGAGGAGAUGGAGAUGGUUACUGAUCACUGGCAUGCCCUGGGCCUUGACAGGUUGUGGGAGGAGAUGGAGAUGGUUACUGAUCACUGGCAUGCCCUGGGCCUUGACAGGUUGUGGGAGGAGAUGGAGAUGGUUACUGAUCACUGGCAUGCCCUGGGCCUUGACAGGUUGUGGGAGGAGAUGGAGAUGGUUACUGAUCACUGGCAUGCCCUGGGCCUUGACAGGUUGUGGGAGGAGAUGGAGAUGGUUACUGAUCACUGGCAUGCCCUGGGCCUUGACAGGUUGUGGGAGGAGAUGGAGAUGGUUACUGAUCACUGGCAUGCCCUGGGCCUUGACAGGUUGUGGGAGGAGAUGGAGAUGGUUACUGAUCACUGGCAUGCCCUGGGCCUUGACAGGUUGUGGGAGGAGAUGGAGAUGGUUACUGAUCACUGGCAUGCCCUGGGCCUUGACAGGUUGUGGGAGGAGAUGGAGAUGGUUACUGAUCACUGGCAUGCCCUGGGCCUUGACAGGUUGUGGGAGGAGAUGGAGAUGGUUACUGAUCACUGGCAUGCCCUGGGCCUUGACAGGUUGUGGGAGGAGAUGGAGAUGGUUACUGAUCACUGGCAUGCCCUGGGCCUUGACAGGUUGUGGGAGGAGAUGGAGAUGGUUACUGAUCACUGGCAUGCCCUGGGCCUUGACAGGUUGUGGGAGGAGAUGGAGAUGGUUACUGAUCACUGGCAUGCCCUGGGCCUUGACAGGUUGUGGGAGGAGAUGGAGAUGGUUACUGAUCACUGGCAUGCCCUGGGCCUUGACAGGUUGUGGGAGGAGAUGGAGAUGGUUACUGAUCACUGGCAUGCCCUGGGCCUUGACAGGUGCGUGUGCCUGCAUGCCCACAUGCUACCCGUGGCUCCAUAA
Molecule: messenger RNA, 4056 nt
Organism: Closterium sp. Naga37s-1
Lineage: Eukaryota; Viridiplantae; Streptophyta; Zygnematophyceae; Desmidiales; Closteriaceae
Source: the annotation of a GenBank genome assembly